This is a messenger RNA of Budorcas taxicolor (takin), 1378 nucleotides long. RefSeq names its product natural killer cell cytotoxicity receptor 3 ligand 1 (gene NCR3LG1). Gene Ontology annotation, biological process: T cell costimulation; negative regulation of T cell proliferation; positive regulation of T cell proliferation. NCBI's taxonomy places the organism in Eukaryota, Metazoa, Chordata, Mammalia, Artiodactyla, Bovidae. Gene Ontology annotation, cellular component: external side of plasma membrane. The record is from RefSeq and is a predicted model, not a curated record.
UAGUUAAAUACGCCUGUAGUUCGGUCUGGACGCGAGAGAAUACACUUUCCACCCACUUCUUAGGCACUGCUCACUCUUAAGAGGAAAAAGGAACAAAGAGGAAGUUCGAGGCCGCCGGUAAAGCUAGGCUACUGCAAUGUCGAAGAGGGCUGCUGGACGCGUGCCGUGGGGCUCCGGGUGGCUGCUCUGGGUUCGGUUGUCGGUGUUGGUGCUGGAGCGCUUCCAGCACAUCGCAGGUUUACUGCAAGUGGAGAUGGCAGGGAGGACUCAGAUGGUUUUCUUGAAUGAAAAUGUGACUAUCAUUUGCAAGAUCGCUGGUUCAGCACAGCUGGACAUCAAAAGUAUGGGUAUCACCUGGUUUCAGAAGAGUCAAAAGUCUGAAACCUACACCAAACUGUUUGAGUAUUUCGGGAACCACAGGGAGGCAUCCCAACGUGGAGCCUGUGUGUCUCUACGGAGUCUGGAGAUGGGAGAUGCCUCACUGCAGCUGCCUGGUGUCCGGCUGGAGGAUGCAGGGGAGUACCGCUGUGAGCUGGUGGUUACUCCUCAGAAGGCUCAGGGGACUGUCUGGCUGGAGGUUGUAGCUCAGCCAGUCAGCAACUUGUCUGAACAAGUCAUGGUGAAAGAUAGCGGGGACAAACAUAUUUUAUGUACAUCAAGUGGGUUCUACCCAGAGCAUAUUAACAUCACGUGGAAAAAGUGGACCCAGAAUGAUCCCCACUUCCGGGAAUUUUCUAAGAACAUCACCACUGACCACAUGGUCAAGAAUGAGGAUGGUACAUUUAAUAUCACUAGCCACCUGAGGCUGAAGCCAUCUCUGGAAGACAAUGGGACCAUCUAUCAGUGUGUGGUAUGGCAUGUAUCCUUGCCCACAAUCCAGAGUUUCAACUUCCGCUUGAUUCUACAUCCAGAAUCUGAGAAGAAAACUGACUGGUUCUAUAUUGGAAUGGGUGUAUUAAUCAUUGGACUGAUCAUAUUAAUCAUUGGACUGAUCAUACUUUUUUUUUGUUUUUUUUCUUAAGAAAAGGUAAGGGGCUCCAAAGCAAAGUCAGGAAAAUGCUGGAAAUGGUGCCUGCAGGAGGAUGAGGAGAGAGGGUCUGUGCUCAUGUUGUCCAGCUCUAUAGACUGCCAGGCUCCUCUGUCCAUGGAAUCCAAGCAAGAACACUGGAAUGGGUUGCCAUUUCCUUCUCCAGGGGCCCUUCCCAACUCAGAGAUCGAACCCAAGUCUCCUGCAUUCCAGGUGGAUUCUUUACUGCUUGAGCCACUGGGGAAGCUGGAGGGUGAGAGACACUGUAAUCAGAGACUUCUGGAGGAUAAGAGACCCUCGAAGCUGGAACUGGAUCAGAUGACCGCUUCCUCAAUGCAUCAGCAAAUCUAG